AAAAGCUUUGGCUUUUCCUGCCCCCUUGACCAGUCCCAGUAAAGAAUUAUUCUGAGUGGAGGCUGGUCCUUUAUAAACAAGCAGAGACUAGCUUCUCACGUGUGGAUCUCUACCUCUUGGUGUUUUUGUAGGGAGAAUUGGGAGUGAAGAGUCGAAUUUCCAGAAGGUGCACCAUCAGUGGCUGGGGAAGGCCCAAUCCACCAGUUCAGGGCUUCCUGUGAGCUGGAAGAGCAGCUAUGUGGAACGCUGACUUUGUAGAGAGCCUGAGCCCGCUUGGGGACGCCUUGCAUGAGAUGAGGUCUACAAUUCAUCUUGAGAAGGUGUCUUUGGUUUCGGACAAGGUCGUGGCAAUAGGCGUCCCCACAGGGAUCCACUUAGUGGGCCAUGUCCUAGACCUGUUGGAUGUCAUGGAAGACAACAACUUCUUUGUCUUCCUUGGCAUUAUGCCUGCCAUUGAAAGGAAGCUGAAGAUCGCCCAGUGUCAGACCUGGCCCUGGAAGGCCAAAGUUCUUGGUGGCACCAAGGAAAUCCUGGCCCAGAUCCUUGGUGCACUGGCUUGCCUGACUCCAUCCAAGGUGCAUAAUGUCCUUCUGCAGCUCCAGCAUUUUCUAAAGAAGGCUGAACGCAAUGGCCACUUUGAGCGUGUUGCUGUGCCACUUUUGAGCAGAGUCCAGCAGGACUUGGAGGAGGUGCAGCCGAUGCACGUUCUGAACUGCCUGACCCAGAUGCUGCACCUGCUCACCGGCCAGUGCGAGCAUUUGGCACAGCUGGCUUCCCAUCCAGUCAUGAGACAAGCGAGCCAGCGAUCCAGCAUCUUUGGGAUUCUGGAGUCUCUCAGAAGGGCUUUGGAGCGUGCGCUACCUUCUGCUGAUGAAUUCCUGAUGGAAAUGCAGGAUGUUCUCAUGGACCUGAAUGAGAUCGAAGCCAUUGAUCCUGAUGAAGUGUAGCUGGAGUGGGGGAAGCUGUGGGCCCCCAGAAGGCCAACAUGUGCCUCCCCAUGGAUCUCUGGCAUGUGGCUCUGCUGCUAUGAUUGGCCCCCCAGGGCAGAGUGAAUGAAAUUUUUUUAGAGGCUAGCUUGAAGGAUGAGGGUUUCAAGCGGCUUAGUAAUAAACUUUUGCUGUUUUAAUUGGUCUGCA
Molecule: messenger RNA, 1136 nt
Organism: Hemicordylus capensis (graceful crag lizard)
Lineage: Eukaryota; Metazoa; Chordata; Lepidosauria; Squamata; Cordylidae
Exons: 2
Coding region: 237-947 (236 amino acids)
Source: RefSeq, a predicted model, not a curated record